CAAGUCCUCGCAGCCAUGAGCAGCGAGCAGGAUAAACUACCCAGCAAGGAAAAGUCCAAGGCACCGGUGAGGUUCCUGCCACAGCUGUCUAUGGAUAAACCACUCAGCAAAGAAAAGGCCAAACUGCCAACGAGAGUGCUCCCCCAGUUAGCUGUGACGGGAGUCAAACCCCAGUGGCUGCAGACUGCCCCGUCAUUCCACUUAAAUAUCAACCAGGAAAACCAGUUUCCAGAACCCUAUACUGUUAAAAAUGAGCAGUCAUACGCUGAAUACAUGGAGCAAUAUGGAAAAAAAGGCAAAUUGCUAGACCAGGUUGAUGACAGCCGACCCGGACCAUCGACUACCAGAUCGAAGGCCAAAUCUCCACACAAGGAGCGAGAGAACUUUAGAAGCACGCUUGUCAACGUCAUUAUGCAACAACAAGACGGCCGCUUAGACUCCAUUAUCCCUGAAGAGAGCCUGAUUUCAAAAUCGACCACUUCUUCAAUAGAGAAAGACAUCUUGAGAUAUUACUACUACAUUCAUCACGGAAUUGAUACGGAUCACGUGGCCCCAAUGGAAGAUUCUUGGCUGGAGCAUGUGCUGGAUUUGGUCCCCCAGCAUCUGAAAGUCCUGACCAACAGCAUAACGGUCCUGUCAGAUGAGAUGAGAGAGGACUAUCUUCUCAGCGUGAAGAAGUCCAUAGUUGAUUUUGUUCUAAAAGACCCCAGAGAAAAAGACGAUGAUACCAAAACAACGGAGGUCCCUCCGCACCGCGCCGAAAUGGAAGUUUUGCCAAAGCCAUGGAGGAGGUCUUUCCUGUUGGCUUGCGGUUACAUCAGGGACCACUUGAAUGCCAUGAACCCUACGAUGCUGGCCGUGCUCGACCUGUGGCACAGCACUUUUAAGAAAUUACGUCUAGUUGACAUAGAAGAAUUUCACAACCGCCAGGACGCCUUAGAGCUGUCCGCCUUCCAGAACAUCGUCAUUAGACACAUGGAAUCUGCCAAGGAGACGCUGCUGAAAACGUGGUUCCCGGAAGUGCAGAAUAUCUAUUACCAAGGCAAUAAAAAAAAGCAAUUGCCAACUGGCGACAGCAGCGCCAAACUGGACUCCUUUUUCAACUGCGCCGCGAUGCUUAUGACCCUGCAGCUGCAGGACCUCACUCUCGUCUCCAUGCAAGACUUUACGAACCUCAUCGCCCAACCCCAGGAAUCUGUUCGAGCUUUUGAACACCCAGGUUUCAUCAUGAGGCUGAUUCUGGAUAAUAACGCCAUUAAGUUUGAACCUGAGUUUAAUGACUACAUCGAUAUUCUUGUAAAUGUUUACGAAGUCAUGAUCAAGGCUGUCAGCUUUGUACCAAGAGUGGAGACAAAACUGUAUUCCAAGUGGGAAAGCAAAUCCAAGCCAACAACCCUGAAGCCCAUAAUUCUGAGCGAGAUUGUCGACGCUCACAAAGAGAAGAUUAAGGAGGUGGUGCUGAGAGAGAGCGUGGCGCCCACCGAGCACCUCAAAUUCUACGACAAGUACCAGUUCUUGGUCACCAAGAAAGCUGAGCAGGACGUGGACCAGUUCCUGUCCCAGAAUCAGAGUUACGAGAAACUGAUAGAGGAGAUCCGCAAAUACCAAAAGCUGAUCGAAGAGAUUCAGUACACGUCUCGAAAGACGGUUCGUUUGGGGAUGUUUGAGAUGCACUGUGAGGAGCUGAUCAGAGCUCUGGUGAAGCGCGCGGACAUUAUCUGUGGGAGACUGAUAGCGAAGAUGUUCCGAGACCACCAGGAGGAGAACACGAGAUUGUGCGAUGAGUUUGAGAAGAUCGCGGAGAAAGCGCUGAGCACGCCUCCCAACACAGCAGAGCUGAUGGAGAUGAAGGCUCACAUUCAGAAGGUGGAGUCCACUGACAUGGUGGAGCUGGCCCAGAGACUGGUGGAUUCUAAAAACUGCCUGGCCUUCCUCAUUGAGUGCGUCAACUUCUCUCCUGCGGACAUUCGGCUGAAUAACAACGUUUUCCAGUGGUACGCCAGGAUGGGAGAGAUUUUUGACGAGCACAGGAAGAUCAUCAAAGACAAGACGGAACAGUACCAAGAAGGCCUUAAGCUGCGGUGUGAGAGGUUUGUGGAGGAGCUGGAGAGCUACGCUAAACAAGCGGAAGAAUUCCAUACAUUCGGGGACCUGCAGGACGUGCAGCGGUACCUGAAAAAGGCACAGGUGCUGAAUGGGAAGCUGGAUGCAGCAGCAGACAAGAUUGAGCAGUUUAAUGCCGAGGAGGAGGCGUUUGGCUGGAUCCCAUCCGUAUAUCCUCAACGGAAAAAGAUCCAAGACGGCCUGAACCCUUAUCUCCGUCUCUACGAAACUGCCGUGGAGUUUAGUACCAAGCACAGGGGGUGGACCGAAGGACCCUAUCACAAGGUGAACCCAGACCAGGUCGAAGCCGAUGUUGGGAAUUACUGGAGAGGGCUCUAUAAGCUGGAGAAGGCCUUCCACGAUUCUCCAAACGCACUGGCAAUGACCAAGAAAGUAAGAACAAGAGUGGAAGAAUUCAAGCAGUACAUUCCUCUCAUCCAGGUGAUCUGUAACCCUGGCCUGCGCCCCAGGCACUGGGAGGCCAUGUCCGCCAUUGUUGGCUACCCCCUGCAGCCAGCCGAUGACUCUACUGUCUUCUCCUUCAUAGACAUGAAUCUGGAACCAUUCUUAGACAGGUUUGAAGGCAUUAGCGAAGCAGCCAGCAAAGAAUACUCUCUUGAAAAGGCCAUGGAUAAGAUGAUCACUGAAUGGGAUGCAAUGGAAUUUGUCAUUCAUCCCUACAGAGAGAGUGGGACGUUUAUUUUGUCGUCGGUUGACGAAAUUCAGAUGCUGCUGGAUGACCACAUUGUGAAGACACAGACUAUGCGAGGGUCGCCAUUCAUCAAGCCGUACGAGAAGCAAAUGAGAGAGUGGGAGGGCAAGCUCCUGCUGCUUCAGGAGAUCCUGGACGAGUGGCUGAAGGUGCAGGCCACCUGGCUGUAUCUGGAGCCCAUCUUCAGCUCUCCCGACAUCAUGUCGCAGAUGCCGGAGGAAGGCCGGCGCUUCACCACCGUGGACAAGACCUGGAGAGACGUGAUGAAGACCGUGGUGCAAAAUAAACAUGUCCUGAUGGUUGUGACCAUCGAGCGGAUGCUGGAGAGGCUGAAAAAGUCCAACGAACUCUUGGAGCUCAUUCUUAAAGGGCUGAAUGAGUACUUGGAAAAGAAGCGCCUCUUCUUCCCCAGGUUCUUCUUCUUGUCCAACGAUGAGCUCCUUGAGAUAUUGUCCGAGACUAAAGAUCCUACCCGAGUGCAGCCUCACCUGAAGAAAUGCUUUGAAGGUAUUGCCAGGGUGGAAUUCACUGAAACUUUGGACAUAACACACAUGAAGAGCAGCGAGGGAGAGGUUGUGGAGCUCGUGGAUACCAUUUCAACCGCCAAAGCCAGGGGCCAGGUGGAGAAGUGGCUGGUGGAGUUAGAGAGGGUCAUGAUCAAGUCCAUUCACAAGGUGAUUGGAGAUGCAAUUGCUGCCUAUACAAAAAAUGAACGAAUUAAUUGGGUCAGAGACUGGCCUGGACAAACUGUUCUCUGCGUAUCUCAAACCUUCUGGACAGUAGAAGUCCAAACUGCUAUCCCGAUGGGGCACCAGGCCCUUGAGGACUACCUGGAUAAGUGUAACAGUCAAAUUGAUGACAUUGUCACGUUGGUCCGUGGCAAACUGUCCAAGCAGAACCGGGUUACUCUGGGAGCCCUUGUGGUAUUGGAUGUCCAUGCUAGAGACGUUCUCGCAAGCCUCGUCCGGAAGAAAAUCAGCGACGAUACCGACUUCGAAUGGUUAAGCCAGCUUAGGUAUUACUGGCAAGAAAAUCAUUUAGAAACAAAGAUGAUCAACGCUGGUUUGCAAUAUGGCUAUGAGUAUCUCGGCAAUUCCCCUCGACUGGUCAUAACCCCACUCACAGACCGCUGCUACAGGACUUUAUUUGGAGCCCUUCACUUGCACCUUGGAGGAGCACCCGAAGGUCCAGCUGGCACCGGGAAGACAGAAACAACCAAGGAUUUAGCAAAAGCUGUAGCCAAACAAUGCGUCGUUUUCAACUGCUCCGAUGGGCUGGAUUAUUUGGCUUUAGGAAAAUUCUUUAAGGGACUGUUAUCGUGUGGAGCCUGGGCUUGCUUUGAUGAGUUUAACAGAAUUGAUUUGGAAGUACUUUCUGUGGUCGCUCAGCAAAUCCUUACCAUCCAAAGAGGUAUUAACGCAGGCUCAGAACUGCUAGUGUUUGAAGGAACAGAGCUGAAACUCGACCCCACAUGCGCUGUCUUUAUCACAAUGAACCCCGGGUAUGCCGGGCGCUCAGAGCUGCCGGACAAUCUGAAGGCUCUCUUUAGGACAGUGGCAAUGAUGGUCCCUGACUACGCCAUGAUUGCUGAGAUCGUCCUGUACUCCUGUGGCUUUGUCACCGCUCGGCCACUAUCUAUAAAAAUUGUGGCUACAUACCGCUUGUGCUCAGAGCAAUUGUCCUCUCAACACCACUAUGACUACGGGAUGCGAGCCGUGAAGUCCGUGCUCACCGCUGCUGGCAACCUGAAGCUGAAGUACCCGAAUGAAAACGAAGAGAUUUUGCUACUUAGAUCUAUUAUUGAUGUCAAUCUGCCGAAGUUUUUAUCCCACGACUUGCCGCUCUUUGAGGGAAUUACUUCGGAUUUGUUUCCUGGGGUGAAGUUACCAAAGCCAGACUACAACGAUCUGCUGGCAGCCAUCAAAGACAACUGCACCGAAAUGAAUCUGCAAAUGACCAAGUUCUUCUCCGAGAAGAUCCUCCAGAUCUACGAGAUGAUGAUCGUGCGCCACGGCUUCAUGAUUGUUGGAGAGCCGUUCGGAGGGAAGACCAGCGCCUACCGUGUCCUAGCUGGAGCCUUAGGCGACAUCUGCGAAAAGGGACUUAUGGAAGAAAACAAGGUCCAGAUAACUGUUUUGAACCCUAAGUCUGUGACCAUGGGCCAGCUGUACGGACAGUUUGACUUGGUGUCCCACGAGUGGUCCGACGGGGUCCUCGCCGUGAGCUUCCGAGCGUUCGCGGCUUCCCCGACUCCUGACAGGAAGUGGCUAAUUUUUGAUGGGCCGGUCGAUGCGGUGUGGAUCGAGAACAUGAACACGGUGCUGGACGACAACAAGAAGCUGUGUCUGAUGAGCGGGGAGAUCAUACAAAUGUCACCACAAAUGAAUCUAAUUUUCGAACCCAUGGAUCUGGAAGUCGCUUCUCCUGCCACCGUUUCCCGGUGUGGCAUGAUUUACAUGGAGCCCCACAUGCUGGGUUGGAGGCCACUGAUGGUGUCUUGGAUCAACACUUUGCCGCAGACAGUCAGCGUCAUUCAGAGGGAGUUCAUAGAAGGCUUGUUUGACAGGAUGGUCCCUGUUUCUGUUGAAUUCAUUAGAAGGCAUACGAAGGAGCUCUCUCCUACCUCAGACACCAACCUGGUCCGCUCCUUAAUGAACCUCAUAGACUGCUUCAUGGACGACUUUGCUGAUGAAACCAAACAAAAAGAAAGAAACGAUAGGGAAACGUUCUCCCUGCUUGAGGGCAUUUUUCUGUUCUCAUUGAUCUGGUCUGUCGGUGCUUCUUGUACAGAUGACGACCGUUUGAAAUUCAGUAAGAUUCUCCGAGAGCUAAUGGAAGGUCCCAUUUCAGACCUAACGCGGAAUAAGUUCAAAUUACAGAGCGGUACUGAACAGACAUCCUCAAAGACAUUAACAGUGCCGUUUCCUGAGAAGGGGACAAUUUAUGACUAUCAGUUUGUCCCAGAGGGCUUGGGGAGAUGGGAUCAGUGGAUAAAGAAAUUAGGAGACGCUCCCCCGAUUCCCAAGGAUGUCCAGUUUAAUGAGAUCAUUGUGCCAACUCUAGACACGAUCCGCUACUCCGCACUAAUGAGCCUGCUGACCACGCAUCAGAAGCCUUCGAUAUUUGUCGGCCCGACGGGAACGGGCAAGAGUGUUUAUAUCAUUAAUUUCCUUCUAAAUCAACUCAAUAAGGACAUUUACAAACCUCUGAUAGUUAACUUCUCAGCUCAGACGACAGCGGCUCAGACGCAGAACAUCAUCAUGUCGAAGCUGGACAAGAGACGGAAAGGAGUUUUUGGCCCUCCUUUAGGCAAGAGGAUGGUUGUCUUUGUAGACGAUGUCAAUAUGCCUGCUCGGGAGGUCUACGGGGCUCAGCCCCCCAUCGAGUUACUCAGACAGUGGCUGGACCACUGGAAUUGGUACGACCUCAAGGACUGCUCAGUGAUCAAGCUCGUGGACAUUCAGAUCAUGUGCGCUAUGGGCCCUCCAGGCGGGGGCCGCAAUCCAAUAACCCCUCGCUACGUGAGACAUUUCAAUAUCGUCACCAUCAAUGAGUUUAGCGACAAGUCCAUGUUCACCAUCUUCUCCAGAAUCCUGACCUGGCACCUAAGGACCUGUUAUAAGUUUCCAGAUGAUUUUCUGGAUCUGACCACACAAAUCGUGAAUGGUACAAUGGCCCUGUACAAGGACGCCAUGAAGAAUCUCUUGCCUACCCCGGCUAAGUCUCACUACCUGUUCAACCUUCGCGAUUUCUCCCGCGUCAUUCAAGGUGUUUGUCUGUCGAGACCAGAAACAGCAGAGAACAAAGAGGCCAUUAAACGCCUGUGGGUGCACGAGGUCCUCAGAGUGUAUUAUGAUCGCCUUCUGGAUAAUGCUGACAGAAGCUGGCUUAUUAACUACAUACAAGAAAUUCUGAAAAACUACAUGCAGGAAGAUUUUCAUGAACUCUUUAGCAACUUGGAUUUCGAUUAUGAUGGCAUUGUGGAAGAAGAUGACUUAAGAAGUUUAAUGUUUUGUGAUUUUCACGACCCGAAGAGGGAGGAUACCUGCUACAGGGAAAUCGCAGACGUGGACUUACUUCGGAUGAUUGUAGAAAGCCACCUCGAAGAAUACAACAACAUGAGCAAAAAACCCAUGAACCUGGUCUUGUUCCGGUUUGCCAUCGAACACAUCAGUAGGAUCUCUCGGAUCUUGAAGCAGCCGAGGAGCCACGCCCUCCUAGUGGGCGUUGGCGGGAGCGGAAGGCAGUCAGUCACCCGGCUGGCGGCCCACAUGGCCGACUUUUCAGUCUUCCAGGUGGAGAUCUCCAAGGGCUACGGGAGCAACGAGUGGCGCGAAGAUUUAAAAGUGAUCUUACGGAAGUGCGCGGAAGGCGACAUGCAGGGCGUCUUCCUGUUCACGGACAUGCAGAUUAAAAGGGAGUCGUUCCUGGAAGACAUCAACAACCUGCUAAAUGCUGGGGAGGUUCCAAACCUCUUUGCUCUGGACGAGAAGCAAGAGAUCUGCGAAAAGAUGCGCCAGCUGGAUCGCCAGCGGGAUAAAACCAAGCAAACGGAUGGGAGCCCCAUUGCACUUUUCAACAUGUUCAUCGACCGCUGCCGCAACCAGCUGCACGUGGUCCUGGCCAUGAGCCCCAUCGGAGAUGCCUUUCGGAUCCGUCUUAGGAAAUUCCCCGCCCUGGUUAACUGUUGUACCAUCGACUGGUUCCAGUCGUGGCCAGAAGACGCUUUGGAAGCGGUGGCGUCACGGUUCCUGGAAGAAAUCGAAAUGUCGGAGGAGAUCCGUGAGGGCUGUAUCGAGAUGUGCAAGAGCUUCCAUACAUCCACCAUCAACUUAUCCACCUUGUUCCACAGUGAGCUGCAGAGAUACAACUACGUGACUCCCACCUCCUACCUGGAACUCAUCUCCACCUUCAAACUCUUGCUAGAAAAGAAAAGAAAUGAGGUGAUGAAAAUGAAGAAGCGCUACGAAGUGGGCUUGGAUAAACUGGACUCAGCCGCCUCGCAGGUGGCCACCAUGCAGAGCGAGCUGGAGGCUCUGCACCCUCAGCUGAAGGUCGCCAGCCGAGAGGUCGACGACAUGAUGGUCAUCAUCGAGAGGGAGUCCAUGGAGGUCGCCAAGACCGAAAAGAUCGUGAAAGCUGACGAAAUAGUCGCGAACGAUCAAGCCAUGGCCGCCAAAGCCAUCAAGGACGAGUGUGACGCCGACCUGGCCGGGGCCCUGCCCAUCCUGGAGUCGGCGCUGGCCGCCCUUGACACCCUGACCGCGCAGGAUAUCACCGUGGUGAAGUCCAUGAAGAGCCCCCCUGCAGGCGUCAAGCUUGUCAUGGAGGCCAUCUGCAUAUUGAAGGGCAUCAAAGCCGAUAAAAUCCCCGACCCAACAGGCUCGGGAAAGAAAAUUGAGGAUUUCUGGGGCCCCGCCAAGAGACUUCUUGGUGACAUAAGGUUUCUGCAGUCGCUUCAUGAAUAUGACAAGGACAAUAUUCCUCCGGCCUAUAUGAAUAUCAUAAGGAAAAGUUACAUUCCCAACCCAGACUUUGUUCCAGAGAAGAUUCGGAACGCUUCAACAGCUGCUGAGGGUCUGUGCAAGUGGGUCAUAGCGAUGGAUUCCUAUGACAAAGUGGCAAAAAUUGUAGCUCCCAAAAAGAUAAAACUGGCUGCGGCUGAAGGGGAGCUGAAAAUCGCUAUGGAUGGUCUCAGGAAGAAGCAGGCUGCCCUGCAUGAGGUCCAGGACAAGCUGGCCAAGCUUCAGGACACGCUUGAGCUGAACAAGCAGAAGAAAGCUGACCUGGAAAACCAGGUCGAUCUGUGCAGCAAAAAGCUGGAGCGGGCCGAGCAGCUGAUUGGAGGCCUGGGAGGCGAGAAAACUCGCUGGAGCAACUCGGCUCUGGAGCUCGGGCAGCUGUACAUCAACCUGACAGGGGACAUCCUCAUCUCCUCGGGGGUUGUCGCCUACCUGGGGGCCUUUACGUCCAACUACAGACAGAACCAAACCAAGGAGUGGUCAGAAUCGUGCAAAGGAAGAGACAUCCCCUGCUCAGAUGACUAUUCUCUUAUGGGUACUCUGGGAGAAGCUGUGACAAUUCGAGCUUGGAAUAUUGCUGGAUUACCCUCCGACUCGUUUUCCAUCGAUAAUGGGAUCAUUAUAAUGAAUGCGAGAAGGUGGCCUCUGAUGAUAGACCCUCAAGGCCAGGCCAAUAAGUGGAUCAAGAACAUGGAGAAGAGCAACAGCCUUCAGCUGAUUAAGCUUAACGACCCUGACUACGUCAGGACCCUGGAGAACUGCAUCCAGUUCGGCACGCCUGUGUUGCUAGAAAAUGUGGGCGAAGAACUGGACCCGAUUCUGGAGCCGCUUCUGCUGAAACAGACCUUCAAGCAGGGCGGGAGCACGUGCAUCCGGCUUGGCGACGCCACGAUCGAGUACGCUCCCGACUUCCGCUUCUACAUCACCACCAAGCUGAGAAACCCGCAUUACCUCCCUGAGACGUCAGUGAAGGUAACAUUGUUGAACUUUAUGAUAACUACAGAGGGAAUGCAGGAUCAGCUUUUGGGAAUUGUGGUGGCCCGGGAAAGACCAGACCUGGAGGAAGAAAAGCAAGCCUUGAUCCUACAGGGGGCUGAGAACAAAAGGCAGCUAAAGGAAAUCGAAGACAAGAUUUUAGAAGUCCUUUCGUCGUCAGAAGGCAAUAUCCUAGAAGAUGAGACGGCCAUUAAGAUAUUGUCUUCCUCCAAGGCUUUGGCUAAUGAGAUUUCUCAAAAGCAGGAAGUGGCCGAGGAGACGGAGAGAAAGAUCGACAACACGCGCAUGGGCUACCGCCCCAUCGCUGUCCACUCCUCCAUCCUCUUCUUCUCCAUUGCCGACUUGGCCAACAUCGAGCCCAUGUACCAGUACUCACUGACCUGGUUCAUUAACCUUUUCAUCCUGUCCAUCGAGAACUCGGAGAAAUCCGAAAUCCUACCGAAAAGGCUUCAGAUCCUGAAGGAUCACUUCACGUACUCGCUCUACGUCAACAUCUGCCGCUCGCUCUUUGAGAAGGACAAGAUGCUGUUCUCCUUCUGCCUCACCGUGAACCUGCUGAUACACGACAAUGCGAUCAACAAGGCAGAGUGGAGAUUUCUGCUCACCGGUGGAAUUGGGCUGGACAAUCCUUAUACCAACCCUUGCCCGUGGCUUCCUCAAAAGUCCUGGGACGAGAUCUGCCGUCUAGACGACUUACCGGCCUUCAAGACCAUUCGCAGGGAGUUUAUGCGCCUGAAGGAUGGAUGGAAAAAAGUGUACGACAGCUUGGAGCCACACCAUGAGGUGUUCCCGGAAGAAUGGGAGAAUAAAGCUAAUGACUUCCAAAGGAUGCUUAUCAUUCGCUGUUUGAGGCCAGACAAGGUUAUCCCCAUGUUGCAGGAGUUCAUAAUCAGGAAGCUGGGGCGCUCUUUCAUUGAGCCGCCCCCCUUCGACUUGUCCAAGGCGUUUGGGGACAGUAACUGCUGUGCACCGCUGAUCUUUGUCCUCUCUCCUGGAGCGGAUCCCAUGGCGGCUCUUCUGAAAUUUGCGGACGACCAGGGCUAUGGGGGCUCAAAACUGAGCUCUCUCUCCCUUGGCCAAGGCCAAGGGCCCAUUGCUAUGAAGAUGUUAGAAAAAGCCGUCAAGGAUGGAACAUGGGUGGUGCUCCAAAACUGUCAUCUUGCCACCUCCUGGAUGCCAACGCUUGAGAAAGUGUGCGAGGAGUUAAGCCCAGAGACCACGCACCCGGAUUUCCGAAUCUGGCUGACGAGUUACCCAUCUCCGAAUUUCCCUGUGUCGGUCCUGCAGAACGGAGUGAAAAUGACCAACGAAGCCCCGAAAGGAUUACGGGCUAACAUCAUCCGAUCGUACCUCAUGGACCCGAUCUCUGACCCUGAAUUCUUUGGCAGCUGCAAAAAGCCCAAUGAAUUCAAGAAACUGCUUUAUGGUCUCUGUUUCUUUCACGCUUUGGUACAAGAGAGACGAAAGUUCGGACCCCUGGGGUGGAAUAUUCCUUACGAAUUCAAUGAGACCGAUCUAAGGAUCAGUGUGCAGCAACUCCACAUGUUCCUGAACCAGUAUGAGGAGCUGCCUUACGACGCUCUGCGGUACAUGACCGGGGAAUGCAACUACGGAGGCCGAGUCACUGACGACUGGGACCGGCGCACACUGCGCAGCAUUCUGAACAAAUUCUUCUGCACGGAGUUGGUUGAAAAUGCAGACUACAAAUUUGACUCGAGUGGCAUCUAUUUUGUCCCUCCUCCUGGUGACCACAAAAGCUAUAUCGAGUACACGAAGACCCUGCCGCUGACCCCGUCGCCGGAAAUCUUUGGAAUGAAUGCCAACGCCGACAUCACGAAAGACCAGUCGGAGACACAGCUGCUGUUUGACAAUAUACUCCUCACCCAGUCUCGUUCGUCAGGUUCUGGAGCAAAGUCGUCAGAUGAAGUCGUCGACGAGGUUGCUGGGGAUAUCCUGGGCAAACUUCCAAACAACUUCGACAUUGAGUCCGCCAUGAGGAGAUACCCCACCACUUACACCCAGAGCAUGAACACUGUCCUGGUCCAAGAGAUGGGGCGGUUCAAUAAGCUGCUGAUGACCAUACGAGAAUCAUGCAUUAAUAUCCAAAAGGCAAUCAAGGGGCUCGUCGUGAUGUCCACGGAGCUGGAAGAGGUGGUCAGCAGCAUUCUGAACGUCAAAAUUCCAGGAAUGUGGAUGGGCAAAUCCUACCCCAGCCUCAAGCCGCUCGGCAGCUACGUGAACGACUUCCUGGCAAGACUAAAGUUCUUACAGCAAUGGUACGAAGUCGGCCCUCCGCCCGUCUUCUGGCUCUCUGGCUUCUUCUUCACACAAGCCUUCCUGACGGGUGCACAGCAGAACUACGCCAGAAAAUUCACCAUCCCAAUCGAUCUUCUGGGGUUCGACUACGAAGUGAUGGACGACAAAGAAUAUAAAAAUCCUCCCGAGGACGGUGUCUACAUCCACGGAUUGUUCCUAGAUGGCGCUUCCUGGAACAGGAAGAUCAAGAAACUUGCAGAAUCGCAUCCGAAAGUUCUCUAUGACCCAGUUCCCGUGAUGUGGCUAAAACCCUGUAAGAGGUCGGACAUACCCAAACGGCCAAGCUACGUGGCUCCCCUGUAUAAGACGAGUGAGAGGAGGGGCACGCUGUCCACCACGGGCCACUCCACCAAUUUUGUGAUUGCCAUGAUUCUCCCCUCCGACCAGCCCAAGGAGCACUGGAUCGGACGGGGUGUGGCCCUGUUGUGCCAGCUCAACUCCUAGCUGGAAGGCGUCCUCACCGCCUCCCUCGUUAGACUGAGUAGAUCAUGUGGUACUGUUUAGACUUU
This is a messenger RNA of Chionomys nivalis (European snow vole), 12158 nucleotides long. RefSeq names its product dynein axonemal heavy chain 7 (gene Dnah7). Gene Ontology annotation, molecular function: dynein light intermediate chain binding; ATP binding; ATP hydrolysis activity. The transcript has 65 exons. NCBI's taxonomy places the organism in Eukaryota, Metazoa, Chordata, Mammalia, Rodentia, Cricetidae. The coding region runs from base 16 to 12093 and encodes 4025 amino acids. Gene Ontology annotation, cellular component: dynein complex. The record is from RefSeq and is a predicted model, not a curated record. Gene Ontology annotation, biological process: microtubule-based movement.